AUGGUGACUCAUCUGUACCUAGGUGUGAUAGUCUUGGCUGUUUUUGCAACAACUGUUGCUAAUGCAGAUAUCCAAGUAGCCUGUGCAAAAGACUCUAUAAAAAUCAUAUGGAAGAUUGGUGCAGGUUUGGUGCCAAACGCAUCUCGUCUUUUCCUUGGAAACUGCAUGGCUUCUCAUUUAGAUGUUUUGCCCACUGGAGAAGGGGAAGUAGAGUUCGACUACCCGUUUGCUGAAUGCAGAUUUAAAAAACUGCUGAAAGGAAAAUUCCUCAUCUAUCAAAAUGAACUGACUUACAGGCCACAGUCAAAGUCAAAACCUGCAGCCUUUAAGUAUCCCAUUGAGUGUGUUUAUAAAAGACCUGAAGGGUGGGUUCCUGCAUUCCUAAACCCUGGAUCAGGUUUGUCUGAGGGUCGGAGUGGCCUGAUAUUCCACAUGGCACUCCUCAAUGAGCAAUUAACAUCCUUAGCAGAGACAAAUGUUAUCCCCCUGGGCUCGUACAUACCCAUAUGGGCCACAGUGUACCAGGUUGACCAUCAGCCGUUGUUGCUGUUGAUGGAGGAAUGUGUGGCAGCCACAACACCAGAGCUGCACCCUAGCAGCCAGGUUUACCCCAUCAUUAACAAUAAGGGAUGUCUUUUGGAAAGCACGAAGGGGACAGCCAGAUUCAUCCCUCGGCACCACUCAUCUUCACUCAUCCUCUACAUGCAGUCCUUCCAUUUUGGUCUUGGAGAGCCAGUGUACAUCCACUGCAAACUGGUCGCCUGGGAUCCUGAAUUUCUUGGUCAAGGCAAGAAAGCCUGCCACUAUUCAAAGGAAAAUGGUUGGGAACUGCUGGAUGACCCAUCUCAGAGCAGGCUCUGUAGCUGCUGCGAUUCAACAUGUGCACCACGCUCCAAAAGAACAGUUGAUUUGGCAUCCCAGCAACUGAAUUACAAUUCUGUGUUGGGACCCCUCAUCGUAGUGGAUCCGUCUGACUCGAGGGCCCACAAGUCUCAGGAUAAGAUCAGUCUAAGCUGAUGGGAGAAUGGAGGGAUCUUGUUCAGCAGAGGUGGCAG
Messenger RNA from Scomber japonicus (chub mackerel), 1055 nucleotides. RefSeq lists its product as uncharacterized. NCBI's taxonomy places the organism in Eukaryota, Metazoa, Chordata, Actinopteri, Scombriformes, Scombridae. The record is from RefSeq and is a predicted model, not a curated record. The transcript has 10 exons. Gene Ontology annotation, cellular component: extracellular matrix. Bases 1 to 1017 code for a protein of 338 amino acids. Gene Ontology annotation, molecular function: acrosin binding. Gene Ontology annotation, biological process: egg coat formation; positive regulation of acrosome reaction; binding of sperm to zona pellucida.